Molecule: messenger RNA, 345 nt
Organism: Protopolystoma xenopodis
Lineage: Eukaryota; Metazoa; Platyhelminthes; Monogenea; Polystomatidea; Polystomatidae
Source: the annotation of a GenBank genome assembly
AUGGUUGAUGCAGCUGAUCUAGACUACGGUGAUGGCGACGGUGAUGGUGAUCUUGAGGCUCAGCAUGAAAACGUUACUACCCCAGCGGCUUCUGGAAAAUCUUCGACGUGUCAAGGACCUGUUCUAGAGGUUCCUAAGCCACAGCUCUUACAUACGCCACUAGCCAAUACUUCGACCACACCAGAGGAUGCUGGACUACCGUCUAAUGCAGACAGUUCGGAUCCAGCUACUUUGCCGUCAGGCCGGGCUAUCUCCUUUAAAGCCAAUACUCAACGACCUGAAUAUCGCUCUGACGGCAAUUUGGAGGAGAUGCUUAAGGAGAGAGUUCACAGAGGUCUGACCUAA